This is a messenger RNA of Protopolystoma xenopodis, 834 nucleotides long. The record is from the annotation of a GenBank genome assembly. NCBI's taxonomy places the organism in Eukaryota, Metazoa, Platyhelminthes, Monogenea, Polystomatidea, Polystomatidae.
GUUCGUGCAAAUCGCCAACAAAGUGAGCACCGACUAAAUGACUUCAUCGAAUUUAUCAAGCGUACCUCCAACCACUCGUUUUUGAGACAUUGUCGAGGCAAACAGUUGCUAGCCAUUGAGGCGUCUCGGCCGAAUACUAAACAUUUCAGACAAAACAUACGGAACAAUGUCGAAUUGGUUACCAGCAGGCCACAUGUACGUAAUGCUACAUCUCUAAUAGAGCUAACUAAAGGAGAACAGAAAUCCGUGAAACUUUUAGAGGACAAGAAGUAUAAAGAGAUAUUAGCGAAAAGGCCGGGUGAAAAAGAACAGAUAGUGCAGCCUAUCCGAGAUUCAGAAGCUGACAGUGCGUCUUCCGAAUCUGCAUCUUCCGAGGAAAUUCAAAAGAGAGCAAAACCAGCUCUACCUCUUAUACAAACCGGAUUUUCAAACUCAUUUUCCACAAGUGUGACUAGCGAAUCUACAUCACCAUCAUCCUAUACAGUCUCUUUAGGAACAACCAUCUUGACAUCAGCUGGCACCAACUCCAGCAAAACCCACAAGAGUAACAUUUCAUCUAGUAAAUCGACGUCUACGCUGGACUCCUUAAAAAGUUCAAAGGCCAGCUCCACAGGAUCCAGGUUGUUACUGGUCAACAUAGGUCACAAUGAUGAAUGCGAAGCGAAAGGUUUGACGAAGAUCACCCAAAAAGAAAUCGGCACCACCAAAAUGACUAAAGCUGAAAUUACAAAUCCUGGUGCUAAGAGUGAUUUUAGACAGGAUCAAUAUAAGAACAAACCCACUUUCCACAUUACGGAACCGUCUAGGCUAAAUACAACGUGGCGCCAUUUGUGA